AUGAACACUCAUCAGCCAACAUCCUCGGCCAUUAAUGGCGUCGAGUUUGGCUUUCUCACCACAAAAGACAUCAAGGCGCUCUCGGUGAAGCGUAUAUCGAUCCCGACCACAUUCGAUAGCAUCAAUCACCCAGUGCCUGGUGGUUUACACGACCCUGCUCUGGGCGCAUUCCUGGACAAUCCAUGCGCAACAUGCGGCCUCACCACCUUCUUAGGUUGUCCUGGCCACUGCGGUCAUAUCGAGCUUCCUGUACCCGUAUACCACCUCACCUUUAUGGACCAACUGUUGCGACUACUCCGCGGUACAUGCGCAUACUGCCAUCACACCAAGCUUGCCCGCACAACCAUUAACGAGUUCGUCUCAAAGCUGCGCCUCAUAAGAUGUGGCCUCGUACAGGAAGCAAACGACAUGCACCUGCAUAUCACCCACGGGAAGGGCAAGACGAACGACUUAGAUGCCCCCGAAUCAGACGACGAAGAUGAUGACGACAAUGACGACAUCAUCACACAGCGUAACAACUAUGUGAAACGGUGUAUGAAGUACGCGGGCAUCUCAAAGCAUGAGGCAAGAACAGCACGUGAAAAGAAUGAGACUAUUUCCGACGCGCGGCGGCAAGUGGUCAAGGAUUUCUACGCAGAGCUGGUCAAGCACAAGAGCUGCAGAAACUGCCAGGGCAUCAGUCCAUCGUACCGAAAGGAUCGCGGAAUCAAGAUUUUCCGGAAAGCCUUGAGCCAGAAAGAUAAAGCGAAAAUGGCCCAGGCGGAGAAGCGCAUCCAGAGCCCUCUGGAUAUUCUCGCUCGUCGGGAGGCAAAAGCAAAGAAGCAGCACGUACAUGCUGAUGAGGGUGUGGCAGACCUCGAUCCCGUCUCGGAAGAGGAUGAAGACAUGGAUAUAGAUAUGCAGCAAGCCGAUGGGUCACUCGUUGCAACUGAGUCGCGUAUGGCACGAAGGACGAAGCCCGCAACCGAAGAAUCGGAAAAUGCACAGGAGUACGUGAGCGCAGCAGAAGUAAAGGCAACCAUGACAUUGCUCUUCGAGAACGAGUCUGAGAUGAUGCGAAUGCUUUACAGCCCCUACGGGUCAAAGUCCCUUGUCGAUGUGAGCCCCGAUAUGUUCUUCACUCAGGCCAUCAUUGUUCCGCCCAACAAGUACAGGCCAGAAGACGGGACAGGCGAAACCAUUACCGAAUCCCCCAAGAACAAGCCCUACAAGAGCAUUAUCGAAGCCUGCGAGACCAUCAACCAGAUCAGCCACGAAAUGCGGGGUCGGCCUAAUGAAACUGGCUACCGGCAACGGAACUUUGACGAUAUGCAGACCCAGUUUGUGAACCUACAGGGAGUUGUCAAUGCGCUUAUCGACUGCGACGCCAACCCUGUCCAAGGUCGCGCUGGAGCCGUGAAUACGGAUGGUAUCAAGCAGGCUCUCGAGAAGAAGGAGGGAUUGUUCCGUAAAAACAUGAUGGGAAAGCGAGUCAACUUCGCCGCGCGCAGUGUCAUUUCGCCUGACCCAAACAUCGAGACCAACGAGAUCGGUGUCCCUCCUGUAUUCGCCAAGAAACUGACGUAUCCCGAGCCUGUUACGAACCACAACUUUUACGACCUCAAAGAAGCUGUCCUCAAUGGUCCCGACAAAUGGCCCGGUGCGCAUGCCAUCGAGAACGAAUUUGGGCAGAUCAUUGCACUAAGGAAGAAGACCUACGAUGAGCGACUAGCCUUGGCCAACCAGCUGCUGGCACCCACCAAUUCAUACUCAAACGGGGCCAGGAACAAGAAGGUGCAUCGUCACCUAAACAAUGGCGAUGUUGUAAUCAUGAAUCGACAACCGACACUGCAUAAGCCGUCCAUGAUGGCGCAUCGAGCUCGUGUCCUACCCGGAGAGAAGACCAUUCGCAUGCAUUACGCCAACUGUAAUACCUACAACGCUGACUUUGAUGGAGACGAGAUGAACAUGCAUUUCCCCCAGAACGAGCUUGCCCGGGCUGAGGCCAUGACUAUAGCCGAUACUGACCAUCAGUACUUGUCUGCAACUGCUGGAAAGCCCUUGCGUGGUCUCAUUCAGGAUCAUAUUUCCAUGGGAGUCUCGAUCUCGAACAAGGAUACCUUCUUCACUAGGGAAGAGUACCAUCAGCUACUCUACUCUUCUUUACGACCUGAGGAGGGACACACAACUUCGGGCAGACUAGAGACUGUCAGCCCCGCUGUGUUGAAGCCUCGGCCGAUGUGGACGGGUAAACAGAUCAUUACCACCAUUCUGAAGAACAUCAAACCUGCAGAAUAUCAAGGAUUAACACUCACAUCCAAGUCAUCUACAAAUGGAAAACUCUGGGGUGUGCACAGCGAAGAGCAAAUUGUCAUCGUCAAAGAUGGCCAUCUACUAUCCGGUAUCAUGGACAAGGGCCAGAUCGGACCUGCCGCCGGUGGUUUGAUCAACGGCAUUUAUGAGGCUUACGGUGAGACCAUAGCUGGUCGCGCUCUCAGUAUCAUCGGGCGUUUGCUUACCAAGAUGCUCCAUAUGCGUGCCUUUUCUUGUGGAGUUGAGGAUCUCAUCCUUACUGAAGAGGGCGACAGGGCAAGACUGGAAGAGCUUCGAAAAGCGGAAAAGCUUGGCUUCGAAAUCGCCUCCAAGUAUGUCACUCUGGACGCGGAGAAAAUCGAUCCUACCAACCCGGAACUUCGGCGACGACUUGAAGCGGUCUUGCGUGACGACACCAAGCAGCAUGGUCUCGAUCUGCUCACGAAUACUGCGAACAGCAAGAUCUCUUCAGCAGUUACAGCAGCCGUACUUCCCGACAAGCUCAUCAAAAAAUUCCCGAAGAACCAAAUGCAGGCCAUGACAGGUUCUGGUGCAAAGGGUAGUAUGGUUAACGCCAAUCAAAUCUCAUGUAACCUUGGUCAGCAAGUUCUGGAAGGACGAAGAGUUCCGGUCAUGAUUAGCGGUAAAACAUUGCCUUGCUUCAAGCCCUUCGAAACGAGUGUACGAGCUGGUGGCUACAUCGUAAACCGUUUCUUGACCGGUAUCCGACCCCAGGAGUACUACUUUCAUAUGAUGGCUGGUAGAGAAGGUCUCAUUGACACCGCUGUCAAGACUUCGCGCUCCGGUUACUUGCAGAGAUGUAUAAUCAAGGGCAUGGAGGGUCUUCGCGUCGAGUACGAUACGUCUGUCCGAGAUGCCGAUGGGACUAUGGUCCAGUUCCUCUACGGUGAGGACGGCCUCGAUACGACAAAGCAGAAGUACCUCAAUGACUUCAAGUUUCAAGCGCAGAACUUCUAUUCACUGGCUCAAACUCUCCACACGGCAGAAGCCUACCCACGGGUCGCUAGCGCUGAAGCCGUGGAACACAACAAGAAGGCGGCAAAGAAGGCUAGGAAAGGGGAUGUCACGUCCAUGGAUCCUGCUACAGCGGUGUACACACCUUCGCGGCACAGCGGUAGUACAUCCGAAUUGUUCUUGCAAGCCAAGCGCGAGUACUGCGACACAAACCCCGAUAAGCUGCUCAAGCUCAAGAAACAAGAUCCAGAAGGAGAGAUUCUCAAGCGAACUUUCGAACAGAUGCUGGAUCUCAAGUAUCUCCGAUCUCUUGUGGAGCCCGGUGAAGCUGUCGGUGUCGUAGCUGGCCAAUCUAUUGGUGAGCCCUCAACACAGAUGACACUCAACACCUUCCAUUUGGCUGGUCAUUCGGCAAAGAACGUCACACUUGGUAUUCCACGUCUGCGAGAAAUUGUUAUGACUGCUAGUGCAAACAUCUCCACUCCGUCGAUGCAAUUGUACCCACAUCCCGAGCUAUCCAAGGAGGAGUGCGAGAAGUUCGCCAAGAGUAUCACACGCCUGCCGCUCUCAGCUGUGCUAGAUAAGGUCACUGUCACGGAAACUUUCGGCACGGGCACCCAUUAUUCACAGGCGAGAAGCUACAAGAUUCGUCUUGAUUUCUAUCCGAUGAAUGAAUACACUAAGGAGUACGCCAUCAAAGUCCGCGAUGUCGCCGAGUCGAUUGAGAAGAAGUUCUGCCCACGCUUGCACAAGGAGAUCCGUAAGGACCUGAAGAAGAAAGGUGAAAACAAAUCGUUAUCUACGGCGAACUCAGCUAGUGUACCCAACAUUGGCCAGACCGCCGGUAGGAGCGGUGAGCAGACAGUCGACGAAGAUGAGGAUAGUUUCCCAGCUGGUCUAGAAGGCGGCUCUGCAGAUGAGGACAGCGACGAUGGUGAAGGCGAUAACGACACCACUCAGGCCAAGGCCCGAAAUAGACGAGGGGACAGUGUAUCCUAUGAAGAGCCAGAGGAGGAGGAACAGGCUGCCACCGCCGAGCUCGACAAGGAAGAUCAAAUCAGUGAAGACGAGACCUACGGCGGCAGCCCCAAACCUUCACGCGCCACUUCACCCAACACAGAUGCAGACGAUGACGACGAGGAUGAGGACGAUGACGAACAAAUGGUCGACCCCACCAACGAACCCUCCGAAAUCCGACAUGAACGCAUCUGCAAAGACAACGCCGACAUCUUCGGCUUCAAGUUCGACGACCGCAAGGGUGCUUUCUGCGAGAUCACCUUUGAAUUCUCCGCCGCCAAACCCAAGCUGCUCAUGCUUCACCACGUCGAAGAGGCCGCAAACUUCGCCACUAUCCAUGUCAUCCCCGGCAUCACAGCCGCCCAAUUCUCGGCAAAGUCCAAGGAUGUGCCCGAAAACGUUAUCAACACCGAGGGCUCCAACCUCAUCGCCAUGCGCGAAUACGGUCACAUCAUCGACGUGAAUCGCACCCUCACCAACGACAUCGCAGCCAUGCUCAGAAUCUACGGUGUAGAAGCCGGUCGUGCAACUAUCGUCCGCGAAAUGCACAACGUCUUCUCUGGUCACGGUAUCAGCGUCGACCACCGCCAUCUCAACCUCAUUGCCGAUACUAUGACAAAGGGUGGUGGUUUCACGCCUUUCAGCCGCAUCGGUCUCAAGGGUAACGUCAGUCCGUUUAUGAAGAUGAGUUUCGAGACUACGGUUGGUUUCCUAAAGGAUGCAGUCCUCGAGCGCGAUUGGGAUGAGCUUAAGAACCCCAGUGCGCGUAUUGUGGUGGGUAGAUUGGGUGGUAUUGGUACGGGUGCGUUUGACGUGCUUGCACCUGUCAAGAUUAGGGAUCCGCUCAAGGAGCAGGUCGAGGAGGUCGAACGUGUGGUUGUUGGUGAUCUAGGUGGAAAGCGUGACUCCGACUCUGAGUCUGAGUCUGAACCUGAAGAAGAGGAGGAAGAGGAAGAGGGUGGAGACGAAGAUAUUCAGAUGCAGGAUGUAGAUAUGGAGGAUGCGGAUGCGGGGGCUGAGGAGGAACCUGAACCAGUGCAGGAGCUGCCGCCGCCGAAGAAGAAGAAGAGCAAGAAGCACGGUCGCUAA
This is a messenger RNA of Pyrenophora tritici-repentis Pt-1C-BFP, 5373 nucleotides long. RefSeq lists its product as uncharacterized. NCBI's taxonomy places the organism in Eukaryota, Fungi, Ascomycota, Dothideomycetes, Pleosporales, Pleosporaceae. The record is from RefSeq and is a predicted model, not a curated record.